CAUCUGUGAGUCACAAGAGGAAGAGGAAGGAGAAUGAAGAGCCGAGUAUCGAAUUGUGGGGAAUGUUGUGGUUGAUUUUAAAAGUAAUAGAGAGGUAGAUAACAUCAGGAGUACAAUUGAAAGUUGGGAAAGUAAGAGAAGGAGAUUUGAAAGUGUAGUUGUGAGACAAGCUAUUGACAAGUGAGCAAGACCACGUUCAGAGGGCCGUUGCGAAAGGAAAUCUCCCUUCACUACUGUACAUAAUCUGCUGAUCGAGUGUUGCAGGUUGGAUACCGCCAGCACUGCAUCACUGCCGUCACGCCGCCCCGUCACAACACUCGCCCCGCCUUGCACUGAAACCAUGGAGGAAUGGGAGGAAUACUUUGCCCAGAAUCCAGCACCACGGGGCCACAUCCAGAACUGCGCCCAGAUGGAGGCCUUCUGUCAGCAUCAUGUUGGCCACCACCCCAUUGCCCUGGUCACCUCUGGAGGCACUACUGUCCCCCUUGAACGCAAUACUGUCAGGUUUGUGGAUAACUUCAGUGCUGGGACACGAGGGGCAGCCUCCACGGAGUACUUCUUGCGCCAGGAUUAUGCUGUCAUUUUCAUUCACCGAGACAAGUCAGUCACUCCCUUCUUGCGUCAUCUCAAUCCCAGGUUCCUAUUAGAUGCAAUGCUUGAAGGACCAGGUGGAAUCCUACAGCUUUCCUCAACACACUCUAGUCAGGUGCAUCCAGUAUGGCGUGAGUACCAGCAGAUUAAAUCAGAAGGGCGCCUUCUAUGGCUUACCUUCACCUCCCUCAGCGAUUACCUCUGGCUCCUUCGUUCUGCCACUCAGUGUCUGCAGCGACUGGCCCCUAAGGCUCUGCUGUACCUGGCAGCAGCUGUCUCUGACUUCUACAUUCCUCAAGAUGAGAUAUCUGAGCACAAGAUUCAGUCAGAGUCUGGUCCACUAACAGUGCAACUACAGCUGGUGCCCAAGAUGCUGCGUCCUCUGGUCUCUGUGUGGGGUCCAGAGCUGUAUGUGGUAUCCUUCAAGCUUGAGACGGAUGAGAAGAAGUUGAUUGAGAAGGCAACAGCAGCCCUACGGAAAUACAAGCAUGACCUGGUGAUUGGGAACCUACUGCAGACAAGGCGGGAGGAGGUGACACUGGUAACAGAGCGUGAGAGCAGUCUUCUGCGACUCACUGAGCACCAAAAGGCUGAACACAUUGAAAUAGAGAAGCUCAUUGUAGAGGAAGUGUGUAGCCGUCACCGAAAUUUUAUUAAGUAUUGAGUCUAGUAGUGAGGUAGGUAAGUGUGUGUGUGUGUGUGUGUGUGUGUGUGUGUGUGUGUGUGUGUGUGUGUGUGUGUGAGUGUAAAUGCUUAUGUGUUUGUGAACAUGCACAGAGGGGUGUUGCUAAUUUUCUUUUAAGGAUUUAAGUGAUACACACACACACACACACACA
Messenger RNA from Portunus trituberculatus (swimming crab), 1427 nucleotides. RefSeq lists its product as uncharacterized. The coding region runs from base 341 to 1255 and encodes 304 amino acids. Gene Ontology annotation, biological process: coenzyme A biosynthetic process. Gene Ontology annotation, cellular component: nucleus; cytoplasm. Lineage: Eukaryota; Metazoa; Arthropoda; Malacostraca; Decapoda; Portunidae. The record is from RefSeq and is a predicted model, not a curated record. Gene Ontology annotation, molecular function: phosphopantothenate--cysteine ligase activity. The transcript is spliced from 5 exons.